This is a messenger RNA of Nyctereutes procyonoides (raccoon dog), 809 nucleotides long. It is a transcript of the gene CLMB, whose product is annotated as chromosome unknown C16orf74 homolog. The record is from RefSeq and is a predicted model, not a curated record. NCBI's taxonomy places the organism in Eukaryota, Metazoa, Chordata, Mammalia, Carnivora, Canidae. The transcript is spliced from 4 exons. Bases 103 to 333 code for a protein of 76 amino acids.
CCCGCCGCCCCCGCCGCCCCCGCCAGCGCCCGGGCGGGCCCCGUGCGCCCCGGGCGCGGCUCCGCAGUGAGCCCCCCAGGAAGCGGCCACAGAGGCACCACCAUGGGGCUUAAGCUGUCCUGCCUGAAAGGCUUGAAAAUGUGUGGCAGCAGCAGCGGCAGCAACCAUGACGAGGCCCCCGUCCUGAGCGACAAGCACCUGGAUGUGCCCAACAUCAUCAUCACCCCCCCGACCCCCACGGGCAUGAUGCUGCCACGGGACUCCAGGCAGACAGUCUGGCUGGAUGAGACAGGGUCGUGCCCAGAGGAUGGAGAAAUAGACCCUGAGGCCUGAGGAGGAGGCACAGGUCGGAGAUUGUCUUCACUGGCUCCUGCUCCAGCCACCCCCAACUCCACAUGUCUCUGGGGGUGUGGCUGCCUGGGACAGCUGUGCUGAGGUCGCUGGAUGCUGGCCGGGAAAACAAAGGAUUCUGGGAGCCGACCAGUUGCAAUGUGGCAAGAAGAGCAAGGAAUCAGCCCUGCCUGCUUCCAGAGCCAUGUUUCCCAGGCCCCACCGAGUGGGGACUCCUAACGCCCACACAUUCACGGUGACGGCCACUGGGGUGGCAGGGAGAGGCUCUCUUCUGGACAAACGAACCCUCCCUGCACCCUGGGCUACACAGACGGGUACGCAGGAGGGGGACACACACAAGAACUUCUUGCAGAGGAGUGGCUCUGUUUUUUACGAGUUGUUUUACAGAUAUCAAAACAGUCCACAAAGUGAUUUAUAAUUCCUUUUUUGCAUUAUCAAUAAAGGUCAUCUGUAAUGAA